UUUGUCAGAUUAUUCGAAGAGAAUCGCGAUUUACUGAAUCUGUUCGAGAAAUUCCAGACAUUGAAGACAAAGGAGUCUCAGAUGGAAAGCAUGGAAUUAGCAGAACACGCGUCCCUUGUUAUGACUUCCUUGGAUGAGGCCAUCAAUUCACUUGAAAACGUCGACUAUUUCAUUGAAUACUUGCACUCAAUCGGAAAACUACACCAUAAAGUGCCCGGAUUUCAUAAGGAAUACUUCUGGAAAAUCGAGAGUCCAUUCCUGGAAGCAGUUAAGGAGACAUUAGAUGAGAGAUACACUGAGAACAUGGAAACCAUAUAUAAGAUAAUCAUUAAAUUCAUUUUGCAAACACUUGUCGAGGGAUACGAGAACUCGAGUCCCGGUAACAAAGAAGGGCUCACAUCUAAAUCGGUUGAGAUUAAUGUUAAUGAUGUGCCAAACGAGUCGUGAUUUCAUUGACAUCUAAUAAACACAUUUCACACAUUAUCUCAUAUACGUUGGGCUCCGGAAUCAAAUUGUCUACAAUUUGUACAAAUAAUUGAUUGAAUCGGAUAUCGGAUUUGGUUUUAUGAUUUGACUUUGAUUUCUAUGAAAUAAUGAGAUCAUCGGUUGCUAUCACCAUAACAUCAUAACUGAAGACAUGGUCUUUACCUCAACGAUAAGUCAAGAGUCCACUAAUUUAUGACUUAUUCUCAAUGAAUGGCAACUCAUUUAUGGAUUACUUUUCCUUAGUCUCAAUAAUAAUGUAUAUAAUCUUAAAGUAAUGAAAAUAUGAGAUGAACUCAAAACUGAACUAAUUUUUAAGAAAACAGUUAUUAUAUGAAUAGAUGUGUUAAGAAUUGUAUUCAACAAAAAACAAGUGAUUCACUCGACUCUGCCUUUUGGUGGAAACACUUUUAUCACAACAUUUAGGAAAUAAAAUCUCGAUUUGAAAAUGUUAUGAUUUUUUAUAGUAAAUAAAAUACAAUUAAAAUACAACUUUUAAAGUUUCUUGUUUUUUAGUGUAACGGUA
Molecule: messenger RNA, 1009 nt
Organism: Oppiella nova
Lineage: Eukaryota; Metazoa; Arthropoda; Arachnida; Sarcoptiformes; Oppiidae
Source: the annotation of a GenBank genome assembly